Messenger RNA from Chinchilla lanigera (long-tailed chinchilla), 3159 nucleotides. RefSeq names its product autophagy related 16-like 2 (gene Atg16l2). Gene Ontology annotation, cellular component: autophagosome membrane. The transcript has 18 exons. Bases 947 to 2755 code for a protein of 602 amino acids. Lineage: Eukaryota; Metazoa; Chordata; Mammalia; Rodentia; Chinchillidae. Gene Ontology annotation, molecular function: protein binding. The record is from RefSeq and is a predicted model, not a curated record. Gene Ontology annotation, biological process: autophagosome assembly; negative stranded viral RNA replication.
CUACAACGCUCGGAACAGGCACCUUUAGAAAGUUUUAUUACAGUUCCCGGCAGCCCAUGAUUGCUCCCCAAGGCUGCUGAGAGAUGGGAAUCACUGGGCUCUGAGUCAGGAUACUGGGCCUCUGGCCAGCUCAGCACCCGCUCCUUGCAACCUCAGGCAACCAAGCCCUUCCUCUCUUCUGGGUCACGGGUUUUCCAAAUAAAACCAAGUGCGUCCCUUUAUUCUUAGGGACCUACAGUUUCCAGCUACCUACUGGGCCCCUUAAUCCUUGCUCCACCCUCAUCCCUUCAUAGGCUUUUCUUGCAGCUCCGAACCUGCUGGAAAUUUUUCUGUCAUCGAACCCCUGGACUGGGUUUUGCCACAGUUCAGAGUCCCCUUUUCUCUCCCUCUGGCCAGCUCUGAUUUAAUCCUCAGAAGCAGGCUUUAAUGCCGUUAUCUCUGGAAAGCAGGUCUCUUUCCUUCAGUCUCUUCUGCCUUGGUGCUUUUGUCAGGCUGCAUGUACCUCGGGCUGUCUGUGUCCACUCGGAGUCCGGGUUCAGGGUCUCCAGGACCCCGGUUUGGAGCACGGGUGGCGGGCUAGCAUCUUCUUUGAAACGGGCCGGGCGCUGCGGGGUUAAGGACCCGAGCCUGGAGGCCCCGCCUGCGGAGCGCGCCAGCGGGUGAAGGGGAGGCCGCCCCGGAGUCUCCAAUCCCGGGCCCCUCGUAUCACCCCAGACACGAACAGGAGCCCCUCCGAGGUGAACGCCUUGGUGGGCCAGGGGCGUAGACCAGAGGCGGCUCUCGCCACGUCCUCGUGGAGCGCUUCCCCGCGCGCCCGCUUGGUACCACCCGGGGAUUCCCCGCGCGGCGCGUGACGUCACGGGGUGUCCGCGAGGCCCCGCCCGGCCCACCCGGGCCGCGCCUUCCCCGACGGGAGCGCGCUCCGCGCGGGCGGGAGGCCGCGGCCAUGGCGGGGUCCGAGGGCCUCAGCGUCCUGGGCGCCCCAGCCAUCCUCUGGAAACUCCACAUCGUGCGACAGCUGCGGCAGCGGGAUCGCACGCAAAAGGCGCUCUUUCAGGAGCUGGUGCCGGCCUACAACCAUCUCCUAGAGAAGGCUGAGCUGCUGGCCACGUUCUCAGAGAAGCUGCAGCUGGAGCCCAGUGAGGCCACGCCUGCCCCCCACAAGGGCUCCUGGGAGGAGGAGUCAAGGCCUGACUCAGCCGGGGUCUCAUCACCAGCCACUCUGAAGGAGAAGUGGCAGGAAGAGGAGGAGGGGCUCCGGCUGGUCUGUGGUGAGAUGGCCUACCAGGUGGUGGAGAAGAGCGCAGCUCUGAGCACCCAGCAAUUGCAGCUGGAGGAGCGGCAAGACAGGCUGGCGGCUCUGGAGGCCCGAGUGGUGCAGCUACAAGAGGCGCGGGCGCAGCAGGCUCGGCAGGUGGAAGAGCAGCGGGUGAAGAACGUGGCGCAGCGGGCGGCCUACGAGGACCUGCGUGUGCGCACCGGGGACCAGGAGGCGGCGCUGCGCAGGCUCCAGGAGGAGGCCAGCUACGUGCUGGAGGGGCUAGUGCAGCUCAAGGCACGGGCUGCCACCGAGCGCAACCUACGCCUCGAGCGCCGGGAGCGGGCCAACCAGGCUCGAGUGUCCCAGGAGCUGAAGAAGGCUGCCAAGCGGACUGUGAGCAUCAGCGAGGUCCCAGACUCCCUAGGCAAAGGGAUCAGGGAGGGCACAGAGACUCUGGCCCUGGCUGGUGAGCCGGACUCCCUGGAGAGUGAGGCUUGUGAGAAGUGGAAGAGGCCCUUCAGGUCUGCCUCGGCCACUUCUCUGACACUGUCCCGCUGUGUGGAUGUGGUGAAGGGGCUGCUGGAUUUUAAAAAGAGGAGAGGUCACUCAAUUGGCGGUGUCCCUGAGCAGCGAUACCAAAGCAUCCCUGUGUGUGUGGCUGCCCGGCUUCCUGUCCAGGUUCAGGAUGUUCUGGAUGCCCACCUUUCUGAGGUCAAUGCUGUUUGUUUUGGCCCUAACAGCAGCCUCCUGGCCACUGGCGGGGCUGACCGCCUCAUCCACCUCUGGAAUGUCGUGGGAGGACGCCUGGAGGCCAACCAGACCCUCGAGGGAGCUGGUGGCAGCAUUACCAGUGUGGACAUGGACCCCUCGGGCUCCCAGGUUUUAGCAGCUACUUACAACCAGGCUGCCCAGCUCUGGAAGGUGGGGGAGGCACAUUCCAAGGAGACACUGUCUGGACACAAGGACAAGGUUACGGCUGCCAAAUUCAAGCUGACGAGGCACCAGGCGGUGACUGGGAGUCGAGACCGCACAGUGAAGGAGUGGGAUCUUGGACGAGCCUACUGUUCCAGGACUAUCAAUGUCCUUUCCUACUGCAAUGACGUGGUGUGUGGGGACCACAUCAUCAUUAGUGGCCACAAUGACCAGAAGAUCCGGUUCUGGGACAGCAGGGGGCCCUGCUGCACCCAGGUCAUCCCUGUGCAGAGCCGGGUCACCUCCCUGAGCCUCAGCCAUGAUCAGCUGCAUCUGCUCAGCUGUUCCCGUGAUGACACACUCAAGGUCAUCGACCUGCGUGUCAGCAAUAUCCGCCAGGUGUUCAGGGCUGAUGGCUUCAAGUGUGGCUCUGACUGGACCAAAGCUGUGUUCAGUCCUGACAGACGCUAUGCAGUGGCAGGCUCCUGGGAUGGAGCCCUUUACAUCUGGGAUGUGGACACUGGGAAACUGGAGAGCACUCUUCGGGGUCCCCACUGGAUUGUUAGGAGACUGCUUAGGUGAUCUAGAAGAGGUGCCAGGAAAUGAUGCGACUCACUCCUGGGGACAGCGGCUCCUCCACUCCCGCGGCUUUCCUUCCACCUCUGACCACACAGCUGUUGAGGUGCAGCUGCCUUCUCCCAGGGAGCACACAUUAUUUGCCGGUGCUUUUUGGAGGAGCAGAUCUGGAAGGUGAGAGACAGGCUGAGGCUCUCCGGGGAGUGAGGUGGGCUGGAGGAAGAGAGGCCAACAGGGGAACAUGGUUGAGGCAGGCCGACCUCCUUCUGGUUUCUUCAUUAGAGGAGUCUAGUGCUAGCAACUGUGCCAGGCUGUUGAGAGUCAGUGCUCAGGGCACCAGGCUUGGUGGCACACACCUGUAACCCCAGCACUUGGGAGAGGCUGAGGCAGGAGGAUCAUUGCAAGUUUGA